UUUGUGUACUUUUAUUAAUGGGCUUAAUUUAUUAUUACGCCGGUGUGUGUCAAGUGUUGUGUGUUUUUGGCUUUAGUCGGAUACUGUGAUAAAUUUGUGAUGGAAAUGUAGGUUGUUAAAUUCGAUAAUUUAAUGAAACAGCAUUUUAAUUGUAUCAAUUCCCAAAUUGGCAAUCGUGUUCCCCUUUUGUGUCCUUUUUCUCAAUCACAAGAAGGUAGCGAAGUAAACAAUCUAGAAAAACAGACAGAGCCUUUUGGCUUUUAGUAUAUUGAACUUCUUUAUGACCAGGGAUAGCAAACUCUGUAACAAGGCAUCAGUUUACAGUUUGCAAAUUUUGUGCUUGAUUAUCAGCGGUAUUAUGUAUUUAAUAAAAAAUCCACUGUUUUUCCAGCCCUAGAUUUACAUUGUGGCUCGCUGCCUUUCUUUUUCUCACCAAAUAUAUAUGGUGCAUUUCUAUUUAGGUCCUGGAUGCACUUGGUUGUCCCUUGCAAUCUUAUUAGAACCUUCCAGCAAUGAAACCAAUAGCAAAUGGGGUUCCUAGAGCCCAGAGGCAGAAAGGCUUUCAGAGUGAGGGGCCUAAUUGGGUCCUUAUUGCAGGCGGUGCUUUGCUAAGUACAUUAUCAAUUAGGUUGGGUUACAAGCUGAAACAGGUGCUUGACAUGAAGCCACCGGACAAUACCAGCAACAGCUUGAAAGGGAGUGGAAAAUUUACAGGGAGAAAGAAAUCAGGGAGCUGCGGUUUGCAUUCAAAUGCAUAUUCUUUUCAUCAAGAUGGGAAUGCUUGCUGCAAUUGCCUUUCUGGAUCUGUGAAUGUGAUGGAGAUCAAACAGCAGCGCAAUGGCCAAGUUCUGUCAGAACCUGAAAUGGCAUUACCUCUUGUUAAAGUUUCUUCUUCUGAGUUCAGCAAAGAGAAUGGGGUAAUCUGGGCAUCAUCUCCUGACCGCCUUGAGCUUCCUCAGAAACCAUUCCACCAUUCUAACAGUUCUGAUUCACCUUGCGUCUCUGAAGCUGGUUCUGACAUUUUCAGUAAUCGAGAAGUGAUUCAGAAGCUGAGGCAACAGCUGAAGAGACGGGAUGACAUGAUAAUAGAGAUGCAAGAUCAGAUUGUAGAACUGCAGAAUUCCCUCAGCACUCAGCUAACACACUCUACCCAGCUGCAAGCACUGCUAGAUGCUGCAAACAGAGAUCUGUUUGACUCAGAGAGAGAAAUACAGAGGUUGAGGAAAGUAAUUGCAGAUCAUUGUGUGGGACAAGACAAUUGUGGUGAUAAGCCUACCUCUGCACCUGUUUGGCCUGCUGAACUAAGGAAUGGCCAUUUGAAUGAGUAUUCCGAAGUUGAGGGACAUUUGGAUUCGUUGGAGAAAGACAGAAACAGUGACAAAAUUGAAAUGCUGCGAAGGGAAGUUAAUGAGUUGAGGGAAGUUAUAGAUGGAAAAGACUACCUUUUGCAGAACUAUAAGGAGCAGAAGUCUGAGCUCUCCAUGAAAAUCAAGGAAUUGCAGCAAAGAUUGGAUUCUCACCUCCCAAAUAUUUUGUAGUGUGGCUGCUCUCUGUGUAUUCUUCUUUGGCUUCUUACUUAUGUUUUCUUGGUCUAAAUCGCUUGAAAAUCCCAAGUUUUGGUAAAGCAUCAUUUCUUUUUUCGUUUUUCGGUCGAUAAGCAGCAGUUCUUGUGUGGUUCGUGUGUAUAUGAUCUCAAGUUGAGAGUAGAGAGUUUUAGUUGAAGUUGGGAAACCGUUAGCGUAGUUGUUUUCAAUUGAAGCUUCACUUUGUAUUUGGCAGUAUCAAAAUGUCCAUUCUGCAUUCUGAAUUCUCAAGGCAUGAAAGUGAUCCAAUUCCACUUUAGUAGCUGAUGGAUUUCCAUUUCAAGCUUGAGAUCUCACAAUAUAUUAUGGUAUUUUGUUACAAUUCCAUAUGCAAAUGCUGUUUUAACUGACAAGUUGAUGUUCAUAAAUUUAUAGGAAUUUCUUGUAUCGCUUUCUUUCAAGUUA
This is a messenger RNA of Coffea eugenioides, 1988 nucleotides long. RefSeq lists its product as uncharacterized. The record is from RefSeq and is a predicted model, not a curated record. The coding region runs from base 513 to 1538 and encodes 341 amino acids. Lineage: Eukaryota; Viridiplantae; Streptophyta; Magnoliopsida; Gentianales; Rubiaceae. The transcript is spliced from 3 exons.